AUUGUACUGCAGUUGACUCACAGCAUCUGAGUCGCGCUGCACGCAUUGACUACCCAAUCGUCACCGAGUCGACAAGUUUCCACUAUAUCAGCUGAUAUCGCGACCGCGUCUCGCCACUUGAAUCCGUUUUUAUACUCAGUUAUGUCUCGAUAGUGCGCGCCAAUGGACGUCGUAAACGGCUCGCCGUCGCUACGGCAGCGCGGCGGCAAACACAAUAGUGACAAUAAAAAAUAUGAUUUGAAUCUGUGCCCGAGUGUUAUGUCUCCGGAAACGCAACGUCUCCUGCCGCCGACCACGGAGACUAUUAUGACGAAGCCGUUCCCCGUACGAGGGGAACGAUCCAACUAUGUGAAUAUACCACAUGUCAUAGCCAUGGUGGGGCUACCGGCGCGGGGGAAGACCUACAUCUCAAAGAAAUUGUCACGGUACCUCAACUGGAUAGGAAUCAAUACGAGAGUGUUUAACCUGGGCGAGUACAGGCGGCAUGCCACUACAGCGUACACGAGCCACGAGUUCUUCCGCGCGGACAACAAGGAGGCGAUGGCGAUACGCCAGCAGUGCGCCCUCGACGCGCUCCACGACGUCUGCGAGUGGCUCGUCAAAGGCGGAGAAGUGGCUGUGUUCGACGCGACGAACUCGACGCUGGACCGGCGGCGCAUGAUCCGCGACAUCGUGGUACACAAGAUGGGCUUCAAACUGUUCUUCGUCGAAUCCAUAUGUGAUGAUCCCACCAUCAUUGAGCAGAAUAUCAUGGAAGUAAAAGUAAGCAGUCCAGACUACACGAACAUUCAAAACACAGACAUACUAAACGACUUCAUGCUCCGAAUAGAGCAUUACAAAGAGAAAUACGAGCCCCUGGACGAGAGUCUGGAGUCGGAGUACAGCUUCAUGAAGAUAUACGACACCGGUGAGAAGGUGGUGGUGCACAAACACGAGGGCCACAUACAGAGCCGGAUCGUGUACUAUCUCAUGAAUAUACAUAUUGUACCGAGAACCAUUUAUUUGACAAGGCACGGCGAGAGCCUUCACAACAUGGUGGGCCGCAUCGGCGGUGACAGCGAGCUGUCUCCACGAGGCCGGCAGUACGCAAGCGCGCUCAGUUCCUACAUCGAGCAACAGCAGAUCCCCGGCCUUAGGGUGUGGACCUCGUGGAUGAAGAGGGCCAUCCAGACCGUCAAGGACGUGAAGGCACCCCAGGAGAGGUGGAAGGCGCUCAACGAGAUUGAUGCGGGUAUAUGUGAAGAGAUGACAUACGCAGAAAUCCAAGAGAAAUAUCCCUCGGACUUUAACGCCCGGGAUGCUAACAAGUUCGCGUACCGGUAUCCGCGCGGCGAGAGCUACGAGGACCUGGUGGCGCGGCUAGAGCCCGUCAUCAUGGAGCUGGAGCGCCAGGGGAACGUGCUGGUGGUCUCCCACCAGGCUGUGAUGCGGUGCCUGCUCGCUUACUUCCUGGACAAGUCUGCCGAGGAGCUGCCGUACCUGCACGUGCCGCUGCACACGGUGAUCAAACUGACGCCGGUAGCGUACGGCUGCCGAGAGGAACAUAUCGCGCUCUCAGUCGCCGCGGUCGACACGCACCGGCCCAAACCCUCUGUGAUACCAGCGCCGCCAAUCAAACCGCUCGUCUCACUCGUUCUUAACGGCACCAACGGCGAGCAAAACGACGAUGACCAAUCGCACUAACGCGUGCUGGCCAUAGAUAAGGCGUUGCCGCCUCUAAUUAGUCGACCAAUGGAUACUUUGACGUAAACGAGAUGUAAAAUAAAAAAAAAAAAAUUUUGUCCGUGACUAUGAGUUCUAUAUUUGAGACUGAUUACGUGAAUAUAGAAUAUACGUUUUGAAUUGUAAUUUCGCGCGUUCGAUUGAAUGGUGUGUGAAUGUAUAAUAUAAUAAUUAGUGUCGUGAUAUUUUGAUUCAGAGGGUGCGGAGACGCCAUAUUUGGAGUACGUUUUAUACAAUAAUGACAUUUGACAUUUUACGCGCCAUUUUGUGACAUUCUGUAUUUAUAAAUAUGUAGAUAUUGUUUUGUUUUUAUUGCUGUUAAAUAUUACAUUGUUGUGAUAUAUUUUUAUAUGCCAAAAAUUGUAAUAUAUGUUAUUAGUGCAAAUGUAAAUUGAAUAUUACCUUUUUUAAUUAAUAUACGGUGACGUACUGUUGUUGUUAUGACCAUAUUGCAAUCAUUUUAAUGACGCCACCAUAGUUUGUGAAUGCGACAAUCUGUAAGCCUGUGAACUACAAUUUAAGAUUUCAUUUAUGAUUCAUGCGACGCAACUAAUGUGGCAUACAUUUAGGUUUUAUAGAUCAAACAGAUGUAACAGACGAUCUAAAUAUAUAUUUUUUGCGUAUUAUUAUUAUUUUUUACGAAAAUCAAAUUAAUAGAAGUUUAGUUUAAUUUAAAAUAUCACUAUUUCGAAUUGGUGUGCUCUUUCGGCUUUUAAUAAUUCGUUUUCUUUCUUUCUUUUUCUUUCUCUCUUUUUUUCUUUCUUUUACAUUAAUAAUCUACUAGCUGUUUAACACUAAACCUACCAAGCGCGGUCAAAUGACCGUUUUUGAAAUUUAAUUAAAAAAUUUUCAUGUACAACGUUCCUGUAUCACCAUGUAACUUACUGGCUUUUCCUGUAAUAUACAUACAACCCAUUUUUCAAUAUUUACAACUUACUAUUAUUUACUUGUUUACUAUCCAAUUGGCUAAAGUCUCUUUCUAUAUUAGGAUACAUACUUUAUUUUAAAGUGGUCAUUUGACCGCUCAUGAUAGGAUUAGGUAUAUAUGAAAUGUCGGUAGGUUUAGUGCUAACCACUUUUACCACAUGAAUUAAAAUAAAAAGUAUUUGUUGUUAAUUAAGAUCAUGGUCUAUCUUUGUACUGAAUUUAAUUCAAAACAAUUCAGCAGUUUAAAUAAGAUUAAAUAACGACAUCCAAAUAUCUUUUCGAACUGUAACAUUUCUAAUUUUUUUUUUUAUACAAUUUUAAUAUUAGUUGUAAUAUAUAUUGCCAAUUUUAUAUGUAAAAAAAAAAUGAGGUAUUUACAAGGAUCGCAUUAAGUUAUUUUGUUUUUUAAGUAUUUUAUUUCUAUAGGGCGUUUUAAUAGUUGCCAUUUAUUGUUUCAUAUUAUUAUAAAACGCAAUAAAUUCAGCAUUCAUGCGUAACAAUCGCUCUACUGCCUCUCUCUAGCGGUACAAUUUAAAUCCACUUAUUGGUGUAAUAAAUAUAUAUUUUAUUAUAUUUCAAGCUACUACUAUUAUUUACAAUUUACGGACAAUAAUGUUACUAUAAGGAAUAAAUCGUUAAAAUUUAGUUUGUUUAUAGUAAUUGUUCUUUCUACCGCUAGAGGCGCUCGCGUCCUGCUAAAUAACAAUGCCAAACUCCAAACGCAGCCUCUCCGCACGCAUAUAUUUUUAUAACUUAUCUCGUUUUGUCAACUCCUCUAUUACUCAAUCAUGUACUAUUUAAUAAGAAUUUUUACAAAUGCCUAUGUAUAUUAUAAUUAUUGUAAAAUGUUGAAUUAAUUUUUAUUUCAAUAUAAAUGUAACAUAAGUGGG
Messenger RNA from Galleria mellonella (greater wax moth), 3539 nucleotides. RefSeq names its product 6-phosphofructo-2-kinase/fructose-2,6-bisphosphatase (gene Pfrx). Lineage: Eukaryota; Metazoa; Arthropoda; Insecta; Lepidoptera; Pyralidae. Gene Ontology annotation, cellular component: cytosol. The record is from RefSeq and is a predicted model, not a curated record. The transcript is spliced from 9 exons. Gene Ontology annotation, molecular function: 6-phosphofructo-2-kinase activity; fructose-2,6-bisphosphate 2-phosphatase activity; ATP binding. The coding region runs from base 163 to 1683 and encodes 506 amino acids. Gene Ontology annotation, biological process: fructose metabolic process; fructose 2,6-bisphosphate metabolic process.